GAGCACCAGAUCAACUACUUCCACGCAACUUUGUUCGGUGGCCACAUGACCUGUCCGGGCGGGUUUCACCAUUCAAUUUCGGUGACAGAACAGGUAGUUCUUCAUAAGUAUCGACCAGGUUACGAUUCUCAGCCCUUCACGGGCCUCGUCUAUGGACUGAGACUCGCCGCGAUGAUUCAGGACCGACCAUUGACAACUUCUGGGAAUUCUUCGUCAACCGUCACAAUAAAAGCUGUUCGAGUCGAGGAUAUACCAGCACAUAGAGCUGCAAAACUGUUAUUGAGGAUCAAGUACGGUGGAAUCAAGCAUAAGAUAACCAGCUGGAACACAUCUCAAGGUCUCUGGGAUGCCGCUAUUCAAAUACGGUGCGAUAUCCUUUUUUCUUCCAAAUUCCAGUUUCCCACCUCGAGUACAUGAAUAGAGAACCGGAAGCAAGCUCAGAGCUCAUCCACGUUGAACUCCUUCAACGAAAAUCACAGAAUCUGUUUCGAAGUAACAUUGGAAGUGGGAAAUUCAAAGCUGAUCAACUAUGGAGGGUAGCACGGGAUGGAACGCAAGAGUUCAGAACGACAAUUACGGCUAGCGACCAUUACUUGAACUUGAAAAUCAGAAUAAUGUUCGCGGUCACUCUCAAUUGUGGACCCGGAGACUGUUCAAAUUCACAUAACAACGCACAACCAAUACGACAAUUGACCGAAUCACAUGACAGUCUCUCUGGCAUACGAAGUUUUACCAAGCUAUGUCUAUCCCUGACACGUUCACGUCCAAACGCGGUCGCCGAGGAUACAGUGAUUGUCCCUAGCUUACCUCCGAAGGGUCCCUCAGAAGUUCUAGGAGCGACAUUGUCUAGCGUACGGCCAAUCACGGACAUGCUGGAACGUUUGGCACAGGUGCACCCCAUCGCCGAUGUGACUUGGUUUGUCGUUUCAAGCGCGUACCGCGCAAUCACAGCCCAGUAUGAUAGAGAUAUGGAAAUUGUUCAGUUGUAUAACACAACUUGCAAAGUCUAUGAGGCCGCGACGAUGGAAGAUGUGUUGAAACGGAGCACUGAAUUUUCCGCGUUAUUCGAUACGAUGGUCAAUCAAUCGAUAGAGUGCUGUCUGUUCAUCACAAAUUACAGUUCUGGAGGUUAUCUCAGACGUCUGAUUGGCAACAUCAGUGCCUCGGAGAAGAUCCAAAAGUUGAACAUGGCAUUGAACGAGUUGGAGGCGCGCUUCAAUGAUGCACAACUUCGAGUUGUUACUACCACGGUGUUGGCUCUACGCCCUCAGCUGGAGGUUCUAGGAAGGAACACACACCUACAACAACUCCGUAUCCCACAACUGAGUCCACGAGGGCCUUGUCUUUUAGGCACUCGUCGCGAAACGUUGCUCAAGAUCAUGGAUUGGAUUGUCACAGGCGAGGAAUCUGCCAUGUGGCUUUCUGGUGUCGCUGGUUGCGGGAAAAGCUCAGUCAUGGCGUCCCUCAAUGACCUUCUAAUCAGCAUGGGCUAUACUAGUCGAUUGGCCGCGUUCAUCCGCUUCGACCGUUUCAACCUGAGUGACCCCUCGGUCUUUGUGAGGACGCUCGCGUAUCAGCUGGGGUUAUUCGAUCAACGGCUUGGAGAGCUGAUUGCGAAAGCCGUGGAGACUGCACCCCAAAUCAUUAGCCACACACAACUCUUGGAACAGCUACGUGUACUCGUCCUGGGACCGCUACAGACAUGUAUAGCUAUGCAGGAUGAGGGCCCCAUUGCUAUACUCAUCGAUGGCUUUGAUGAAUGCAUGCAGGAACCUGGUGGCAGCGACAGUUUCCGUCAAUUACUCGCACUUUUCUCUGACCCUCGAACCUUUGAGGCUUUCCCCUUUGUACGAUUCAUUAUUGCAAGCCGUCCUGAGGACCGUAUUCGACAAGCAUUCCGCCAUCAGAACAUACAACACUUUCCCCUCGAUGUCUCAUCUAGAGAAACUAAAGCCGAUAUUUCUCACUACUUCAACGUGAAAUUUGCCGAAAUCUCUUCCCAACACCCACCUUUUGCGAAGCUCUGCAAGGAGUUAAAUGUCGUUGAACAACUUACUGAGCGAGCUAGUGGGUUAUUCAUAUGGGCAGCGACGAUCUUCAGAUUCCUGGACGGAUAUCCGACAAAGCAACGUGUCAAUACUGUGCUAUCCAUUUCCCCGCCUACGGAUGCACUUAUCGCACUCACUGACCUGUACCAGACAAUCCUCGACAGCAUUGCGAAAGAGGGAGGCGGAAUUCAGAACCUCAUCGUCGCAGUUUUCGGCUUUAUCAUAGCUGCCGGCAACUUGAAGCGAAGACCUCUUUACAUAGAAAGGGAACCCCCUUUUACGCCCUCUAUCCUUUGCCAUUGUAUAAGGCAUUCGGGCUACGACAUGGAUGACAGCGACAUUUUGCCAAUACUUUCGAAGCUUGGCAGUGUCUUGCGGGGUGAUUUGGAAACCGAUACGCCGCUGUCUCUUCUCCACAAGUCUUUUGAUGACUUUCUGAGUGACCCGGAACGCUCCGGAGAUUGGUUCGUCGACGUAGAAAAGCAUUGGUCUCGACAACUGGGGUUUUCCUGUCUCUCUAUCACCCACUCCCACGUCCUUACCGACACUCCUUUGUAUUCGGAGGCGUUUCGUUAUGCCAGUAUGAACUGGGCCUCGUUGAGCGUAACGGCUGGUUGGUCAAGCAUCGUUGAAAUUCCUUCUUUCCAUGAUCUCGUUCGUGAGAUGAUUCAAAGGCAUUUGCUACGUUGGAUAUAUGUCCUUCACCUAGUCAACGUCGAAGAGCGCGAUAUUCGCCUUAUUCAUUUAAUCACAUUUAAGUCGCUUCGGCAGUUGUUCGAAGCGGUGGGUCAUGAACAACACGAAGUUGACUACCAAGAAAUAGCGAUAUUAACAAAACAAACCUUUUCGUUCCGGAAUCAUAUUAAGGACCUUGGCGUUGGUCUGAUCACACUCAACCGUGUACUCAAAGUAUUCUUUCUCUUCCUGUGUAAAGCUGGACCAUCGACCCCAAUUUACAAAUACUACGCACGGCAGUUUGUGCAGAUCGUAAAAGGGUCUGCCGACUUUUCCGAUAUCCUGAAAGCCAUUGGAAGUGAGCAUGCUUUGCGAUCUUUCGAAGAAAGAGAGGGUUCGACUGAUAUUUUUAUCUCUGGCAUCCCAGAAAAUAUUGAGGAAUUAUUGGAGAACGCCCUGAAUAGUUCUUUCGCGACUUGAUAUCUCAUUUUGUCUCAAUACGGUAGUGGAUAUGGACGAAUCAUGUAUCAAAUUUUUUCCCAUCUUACUUUAUGCAGUUCUCAUCAGUGUACACCGGGGCAACUCUCUGGAUAUUAGCAUACCUGUGUCGUCUGCACGUCAGUUCAUGCAGAGAGCAAAAUGUCCCCAAAUUUCGGAGAUUCUGACACCCCCGUUAUCAUUAAAAUGCCUGG
This is a messenger RNA of Marasmius oreades (fairy-ring Marasmius), 3415 nucleotides long. RefSeq lists its product as uncharacterized. The coding region runs from base 414 to 3203 and encodes 929 amino acids. Lineage: Eukaryota; Fungi; Basidiomycota; Agaricomycetes; Agaricales; Marasmiaceae. The transcript has 8 exons. The record is from RefSeq and is a predicted model, not a curated record.